GUCGCUUUCCCUGCUCGGUGGCCGAGGGACGCGCCUUCUCUAUGUCGGACAAUCAAAGCUGGAAUUCCUCCGGCUCCGAAGAGGACCCUGAGACCGAGUCGGGGCCGCCUGUUGAGCUCUGCGGAGUCCUCAGCAAGUGGACCAACUACAUCCAUGGGUGGCAGGACCGAUGGGUGGUCUUGAAAAACAACACUCUAAGCUACUACAAGUCUGAAGAUGAAACGGAAUAUGGCUGCAGGGGUUCAAUCUGUCUGAGUAAAGCUGUUAUUACACCCCAUGAUUUUGAUGAGUGCAGAUUUGACAUUAGUGUAAAUGAUAGCGUUUGGUACCUACGUGCUCAAGAUCCAGAUCAUAGACAACAAUGGAUAGAUGCAAUUGAACAGCACAAGACCGAAUCUGGCUAUGGAUCAGAAUCAAGCUUACGGCGCCAUGGCUCUAUGGUGUCCCUUGUGUCUGGAGCAAGUGGGUAUUCUGCAACAUCCACAUCCUCAUUCAAGAAGGGUCACAGCUUGCGUGAGAAGCUUGCUGAAAUGGAAACCUUCAGAGAUAUCUUGUGCAGACAAGUUGAUACAUUACAGAAAUACUUUGAUGCCUGUGCAGAUGCUGUCUCCAAGGAUGAACUUCAGAGAGAUAAAGUGGUAGAAGAUGAUGAAGAUGACUUUCCCACAACACGCUCUGAUGGGGAGUUUUUACAUAACUGUAGUAAAGAAAAAUUGUUUCCAUAUGUAACACCCAAAGGAAUCAAUGGCAUAGACUUUAAAGGGGAAGCUAUAACUUUCAAGGCAACAACAGCUGGCAUCCUUGCUACACUUUCCCAUUGUAUUGAGCUAAUGGUAAAACGUGAAGAGAGCUGGCAGAAGAGACUGGAUAAGGAAAUUGACAAGAGGAGGAGGAUUGAAGAAGCGUACAAAAAUGCUAUGAUAGAACUUAAAAAAAAGUCCCAUUUUGGAGGGCCAGACUAUGAGGAAGGUCCCAACAGUCUGAUUAAUGAAGAAGAAUUCUUUGAUGCCGUUGAAGCUGCUCUUGAUAGGCAAGACAAAAUAGAAGAGCAGUCCCAGAGUGAAAAAGUCAGGUUACACUGGCCAUCAUCUUUGCCAUCUGGCGAUGCAUAUUCUGGUGUGGGGACUCACAGAUUGGUUCAAAAGCCCUAUAGUCGCUCUCCCUCCAUGUCUUCCAUUGAUCUAGUCAGUGCCUCUGAUGAUGUUCACAGAUUCAGCUCUCAGGUGGAAGAGAUGGUGCAGAACCACAUGACAUAUUCACUACAAGAUGUGGGGGGUGAUGCUAAUUGGCAGCUGGUAGUUGAAGAAGGUGAAAUGAAGGUGUACAGGAGGGAAGUGGAAGAAAAUGGUAUUGUUCUAGAUCCUUUGAAAGCCACGCAUGCAGUCAAAGGGGUUACCGGGCAUGAAGUCUGCCACUAUUUCUGGAAUGUUGACUUUCGUAAUGACUGGGAAACAACUAUUGAAAACUUCCAUGUUGUGGAAACUUUAGCUGAUAAUGCAAUCAUAGUCUACCAGACACAUAAGAGAGUAUGGCCUGCUUCUCAACGUGAUGUGUUGUAUUUGUCUGCUAUUAGAAAAAUACCAGCUUUCAAUGAAAAUGACACUGAAACAUGGAUUGUCUGCAACUUCUCUGUGGAUCAUGAUAGCACCCCUUUGAACAAUCGAUGUGUCCGUGCCAAAAUAAAUGUUGCUAUGAUUUGUCAGACGUUGGUAAGCCCACCUGAAGGGAACAAGGAAAUAAGCAGAGACAACAUCCUAUGCAAGAUUACAUAUGUAGCAAAUGUGAACCCUGGGGGUUGGGCACCAGCUUCUGUACUACGGGCAGUAGCAAAACGAGAGUACCCCAAAUUCUUGAAGCGUUUCACAUCGUAUGUGCAAGAUAAAACAGCGGGAAAGCCUAUUUUGUUUUAGCAUUAGCAGUGAUUGGAAUGAGGCUGUGUGAACAUUCCACGUUGGAGAAAUGAACCAAAAUGAAUGCUCCAAGCUGGAACGUAGGAUCUACAGUCUUAUGGCCCAAACCCUGGAUUCUGUACUCAGCGGAAGAAAU
Molecule: messenger RNA, 2046 nt
Organism: Euleptes europaea (tarantolino)
Lineage: Eukaryota; Metazoa; Chordata; Lepidosauria; Squamata; Sphaerodactylidae
Gene: CERT1
Product: ceramide transporter 1
Exons: 18
Coding region: 42-1910 (622 amino acids)
Biological process (GO): ER to Golgi ceramide transport
Cellular component (GO): Golgi apparatus
Molecular function (GO): phosphatidylinositol-4-phosphate binding
Source: RefSeq, a predicted model, not a curated record